UUGGAGAGAGUGGGAGAGAAAAGGAGCAAAUGUGCGGCGGCGGAGAGGGAGGGAGGACAGCGAGUGCGCAAAUAGGCAGGCAGGCACAUCAGCAGCAGCGGCAGACCAUCUUCCUGAUCCUGAUCUCCCGUGUCUUCAGCUGCCAAUCCUCUGCGCGUCCCUGAUUGAGAUUUCACUGCCGGCUGAAGUGUCCAGAAGCCUCCGCCAACCAUCACCUCCCACAACACACUUUCUCCGGAGCUCGGUUAUUCUUAGCUCAGCUGCGAGAGACUGUCCUUCCGGUCCUUCUCUUAUUUAUCCCAGUUUCUUGAAUAUUUAAUGGAAAAUGGCGAUCUGCGCGCAGUCGUACGGUAUUUUCUGCCUCUUCACAAUCCAAACUGUACUUAUCAUAUGCGUCUCCACGCCGACAGACGGGACCCACCUCUUCCCCCAGCACUACACAAUGAUUCAUUGGGCUGGACGCAUCGAGAAGGAGCUGGAAAAGGUUCUGCAGCACGUCACCGGUACCCAGCAGAUGAGAUCGAUUUAUAAUGAGAAGAAGAGCCAGUUUGAAAUCAAGAGAAACAACCCCAAGGACUUGGUGGAGAGGGUGGCACGGGACAUCUCCAAGCUGCUCAACAGUAAGAGGAAAGCCCUGGAGAAACUGGCCAGGGAGGCGGAACAGCUUCAGAACCUGCAUGUAUGGCAAGACGGUGUGACGGAGAAUGCCAUUUCAUACUACGAUUCCAAAGCGGAUUCAGACUAUGCGGAAGAUGGAGAAGAGGAGAAUCCGCUGGAGAGCUCGACGUCUUUGGAGCUGGAGUUUGUGGAUGAUCCCAAUUUCAAAAACAAGGUCAACUUCUCUUCCAGUGCGGUCCAGAUUCCUACAGACAUAUACAAAGGCUCCCCGGUCAUCCUAAACGAGCUAAACUGGACCCAGGCGCUGGAGAGGGUCUUCAUUGAAAACCGUAAGGAGGACAGCUCACUGCGCUGGCAGGUGUUUGGCAGUGCCACAGGAGUGACUCGGUACUACCCAGCCACUCCAUGGAGGGCACCCAACAAGAUUGACCUGUACGAUGUCCGCAGAAGACCUUGGUAUAUCCAAGGUGCAUCGUCUCCAAAGGACAUGGUCAUCAUUGUGGAUGUGAGUGGAAGCGUUAGUGGACUCACUCUAAAGCUGAUGAAAACUUCAGUGGUGGAGAUGCUGGACACCCUAUCAGACGACGACUAUGUGAAUGUGGCCAGGUUCAAUGAGAAGGCCGAUGCUGUCGUUCCAUGCUUCAGGACUUUGGUCCAAGCCAAUGUUCGGAACAAGAAGAUCUUCAAGGAGGCCGUCAUGCAUAUGCAAGCCAAAGGAACCACAGAUUACAAGUCUGGCUUCACAUUUGCCUUUGAACAGCUCCUCAAUGAGAGCAGUGCCCCGAGGGCCAACUGCAAUAAGAUGAUAAUGAUGUUUACAGAUGGCGGGGAGGAUCGUGCACAGGAAAUCUUUGAGAAGUACAACUGGCCCAACAAAACGGUCCGCGUGUUCACCUUCUCUGUUGGCCAGCAUAAUUACGAUGUCACCCCUUUGCAGUGGAUAGCUUGUGCCAAUAAAGGUUACUACUUUGAAAUUCCAUCGAUUGGAGCCAUCAGAAUCAACACCCAGGAGUACCUGGAUGUCCUUGGUCGUCCCAUGGUGCUGGCCGGGACUAGAGCAAAGCAGGUGCAGUGGACAAACGUCUACCAGGAUGCUCUGGGUUUGGGUCUCGUCAUCACCGGGACGAUGCCGGUCUUCAACCUCACUGUUGAUACCGUAAGCUCCCAGAACCAGCUCAUCCUCGGAGUCAUGGGAGUAGAUAUCGCAGUCAGCGAAAUCAAAAAGAAGACACCUACAUACAGACUUGGGGCCAACGGCUACACCUUUGCUAUCGACCCAAAUGGCUACGUGCUGCUGCAUCCCAACCUGCGACCCAAAAUCAUUAACUUCAGGGAGCCCGUCACUCUGGACUUUCUGGAUGCAGAGCUGGAGGACAACAACAAGGAGGAGAUCCGUCGACAGAUGAUUGAUGGGAAAUCGGGGCAAAGGAAAAUCAAGACGCUCAUUAAGUCAGUUGAUGAGAGGUACAUUGACGAGGCCAUGCGCACAUACACAUGGACGCCUGUGGACGGUACAGAUUACAGUCUAGGGUUGGUACUGCCCACAUAUAGUGAGAACCACAUCAAGGCCAACCUGAGUGACCAGAUCCUUCAGGUGCAGUUGCCAUACACCAAGGAUUUUGAAUCACUGCUGCCAAACAGUUUUGAGUCUGAAGGACAUGUAUUCAUUGCUCCCAGGGAGUACUGCAAUGAUCUGGAGCUGUCCAACAACAACACUGAGUUCCUGCUCAACUUCAUUGCUCUCAUGGAGAAGGUGACACCAGACUCCAAACAAUGUGACAAUUUGCUCCUUCAUAACCUGAUUCUGGACACUGGCAUCAUCAGGCAGCUGGUGGAGAAAGUGUGGAAGAAUAAAGACUUGAAUACAUACGGCUUUCUGGCUGUGUUUGCUGCAUCAGACGGAGGUGUAACAAGAGUGUUUCCAAACAAGGCUGCAGAAACCUGGGAGGAAGACCCUGAGCCGUUUAAUGCCAGCUAUUACCGCCGCAGUCUCGACAACAAGGGCUACAUCUUCCGUGCGCCUUAUCGAACAGCCCGGGACGAGCUGCUGAACCCAGAGAAUGACACCAUAGGGAUCCUGGUCAGCACAGCUGUGGAGAUCACAGUAGGAGGGAAGACCAUCAAACCUGCAGUGGUCGGAGUGAAACUGGACCUCGAAGCCUGGACGGAUAAGUUCAAGAUUCUUGCCAGCAAUCACACAGACGGCCACCAAGGCUCAAAUACGUGUGGACCAAACAGGGGCUGUGAAAUGGACUGUGAAGCCAACAGUGAGGAUCUCCUGUGUUAUUUGAUAGAUGACGGUGGAUUCCUCAUCAUGUCUAAUCAGAAGGAUGACUGGAACAAGGUGGGCAUGUUCUUCAGUGAUGUUGAUCCCUACCUGAUGUACGCGCUCUACAACAAUUCCUUCUACAACCGCAAGCAGUCAUUCGACUACCAGUCUGUGUGUGAACGCAUGCCCAACAGUGAAGCUGGAGCUGCACCCAGAGGAGUGUUUGUGCCCACAAUUGCAGAUUUUCUAAACGUGGCUUGGUGGACGUCAGCAGCUGCAUGGUCCUUGUUCCAACAGUUUAUAUACGGACUGGCUUAUAACAGCUGGUUUGUCACAGAUGAGGUGGAUGCAGAAGGAAUCGACUCCAAAGAGCGGAGUUGUGUAAUGAUCCAGACCCAGUACUAUUUAAGUAAUCUCAGCAGCUCCUACAACAUUCUGCAAGACUGUGGCAACUGCUCCAGGCUGAUUCAUGCCAAGAGGAUAAACAACACCAACUUGCUGUUUGUGGUGGCAGAGAAGAUGCCGUGCAACACCUGCGAGAUCGAGAAGCUGUCCCAGGAGGAGGAGGAGUACAAGGAGGAAAAUCCAUGUGAAGAAAUGACUGUGGCGCGCUAUCGAAAAGGACCCUCCACCUGCUUUGACAGUAACAUCUCUGAGAACACAUCAGACUGUGGACGGGGCCACUCCUUCCGCCCGUCCCUCUACACCUUACUGCUCAUCCAGCUGCUGCUGCUGUACCCAGCCGUCAGCCCCCACGUUCACUCUCUACUACAUUAAUUCCAUUUUCCUCCACUAAUCCUCCUUUUAGCCCUCCCGAGCUUCUUUCCUGACCUAAAACACUCCGACCCCACCUUCGUGCCCCUACGCCCUCCCCCCCGAUAUAGUCAUAGGUAAUAAUGGGACUUCCCUUCACGGCAAGUUGGAAGCCCUGAGUGCCGCGCUACCCAGCUCGCUUCAGUUCGUGUCGCUUAGUGACAACUGCCGGACGUUUGUGUCCUCAGCCAGUUAACCUUCAUCUGCAGGAGGAGUGGGUGGUGCUGGACCACCUGGAUCAUCAGAGGCAACGUCAGAAAAGAGAAAACAACCCCGUCCCACCUCCAUGAUCACUCCACCACUUCCACCAUCCAGAGAAGGGAGGGGAAAGAGGACAGGCCGAUGUCCUUGUCACAGACCUCCCGCCACAUACAGACUGGAGAGUUGAGGUUGUCUGUCCGCCUUCGCCUCUGUCCGUCAGACAGACGGCAGGACUCCUCCUUCUUCGUCUCUCCUCCAUCUCAAGAGUCUCACUGCUCUGUCAUUCGCCUCUCCUAAGAGGCUGUGGACCAUUCAGCCAGUUAUAGCCACCAUUAAAGAAAGUAACAGAAAAAAAAAGAACUGUCGAGUAUACAAAAUGUCGAGUAUAAACCUCUGAAGUGAUGAGUAUUCCAAACAUACAGUAUAUCUAGGUUUCAAUUUGAAAAAGGAAGUCGUUAGGUGUUAAUUUUAAAAAAGACAUGAGUUCAUUUAUGCACUAUAUCUACUUGCCAAAAUGAGAUAGACUUUCAUGCGGUCUUAUUUUUUAUAGCCAAAACAGGAGGAGGAAAUGGCUUCUGAUUUAGAUUUAGGAUAAACCACAAGAGGAAGAGGAGUCACUCUGAGAAACUGAAUGCUGAUUCAUUUUGUGCAGCACCUAAUUACAGAUUAAUGCUUUUAAAAGACGUCCACUGGGAUUAUCAUAAUUAACAUGAUGGUAAUCGCAUUUCUUGAAGUAUUUCCCCCUCAUAUUUACUAUUAAAAGCUAUCUGGCGUACACACACUAGUGACAGCUGCAAAAUAUGAAUCAGUGUUUGGUCGCUGCAGAUUCGGAGCGUCGUUGAUGUCGUGUUUCAUUCUCCUUUACGAUCAAUCGACCAUUCUGACCUCUGGUUUUGGACUGAUGUUUAAAAAAGAAAAAAAAUCCCUGUGCUCUCUGAUGCGAAAGCUCACCUCUGCCAAUCCUCAUGAGGCUUCUCCAGUAACCUCUACUAACGCUCCUAAUCACAAUUUGUAUAUGUGCUUUACAGACACACCAAGAUCUCUGCCUCAUGACCGUCUCAUAGUAAUUCCUGGUGGGUUUUUUUUUUCCUCUCUCUUUUUUGGGCUUGUAUUACCUUUGACUGAUGCUGUUCGAACUUCAAAAACCAUUCGCUGCUGGGGGAUAGGGGCUUAUCAACAUUUCCAACAAAAGUGCAGAAGAGGCAACUAAAUAUGGUGAUCACGUACAGUAGUAGUCUGGUUGUAAUCCGUCACAGUUCAUCAUUUGAUCAUUACGAUGUGUGAAAAGUCAUUUAGACUCCCAUGUUUAGGAGCCGCUCUGUUUCAUAGUGCCUUGAUGCACUUUGUUUUGGACCACAUCGGCUGUAUAAGAGUAGAGCUACUGUAUAGUACCUUUAUAGAGCAGCCAUCUUGGUUAACACAGGAGCCUGUGAGACUGAAUCUGUCGGCUAUAGAAAUAGCUUUACACAGAGCCAUCGCACUGACCUGGCUCUAGCUUAAUGUAUUUGCCCUCUCGGCUGUGGAGCCACCUGACUGCCAUCAUAUGGAGUUACUAUACCGUUCCUUUACAAAGCCAUGUAUAGAGCUAUGAUACACUAUCCGUAUACAGCGAUUUAACUGGCCAUAGAGAGUUUUUAGGGCCACCUGACUGCUAUAGUUCUGCCUGAAUCGUAUGUGUCUGUGCGUGGAUGUGCGUGUGUGUUAGUUUGCGUUAAAAACCCUCAAAGGGAAUGUCUUUAAAAAUGAGUUGUGGAGUGUAUGAGGGAUGACAGUUGUGGUUUCAUAGCUGUCCUUUCCUGAUUCCUAUGUUGCAACGGAGAAAAAAAAAUCCAGUGUUGUUGUGGAGGAGAUUAAAAAAAGGGAUUUUACUGAAACAAAAAGAAUCCAUCUUUAACCAUCAGUCUGCCUAAAUGUUAAUCUGAGGGAGCGGAGGUGUUUCCGAAAGAAUGUGUAGUUCAUCAGUGUUUUUUCUGCUUCAAAUGCAACAUAGUUAACAAAGCCUCUCUAAAUGCCUUAGUGUUACACAGUACGGAGCUCUGAUACGUUUCCCUCCCUCAUGUGAACUCAACGCACACACUAACAGAUCCUCCAAAAUACACACUCCCCUGGGUUUCCUCGGUGUUCUGCAGUAAGUAUAGUGAGCUCUGAUUUUGUAUUUUUUGCGUCUUGGAAUGAUCCGUUAUUGAUUGAUGCCUGUUUUGAUUAAACGCUUGAAAGCCAGGUGGGAGUUUUAAAUUUCAAAAAAGCCUCCGACCUUCGAUGUUCACACCCACCCAAACCUCACUGUAUUGCUCAGGUGGGACAAAUUUGAACCUUAACUACACACUGUACAGUUGUUGGUACUAUUUGAUGUGACAGACAUGCUGGCACAGUAACUGCAGCGCGGCUCCGAACAAAUCAGAAAACCAAAAGACUGUUAAAAAAUUUAGAUUUAAAAGAUUUCCAAUUCGGCUCCUUUGCGGUGUUGAGUACCUCGCAGGUCAUCUGAUGCUGGAUGCAGUUUUACUUUUCCGGCAUUUGUUUGUCUCUGUCUUGUGCCAUUUAAAUCUGUCUGUAUUUCCCUAAUUUCCACUGUCUGUAAAUGAGCGCUACACGUGCCUGUGGAAAUGUACCCCCUGCAACUUCCUCUCUUUUCCUGGCCCUGUACGCUUAUAGCCGUCACACAUAAACUAAAUACGUAGGCCUACGUCUUUUUUUUUGCACCUGCACCGAGACAUUAUGCACAUCACACCUAUAAGCAAAACAUGUAAUGACACUUAUUCAUGGGAGAUGUCAAGCACCAGGCAGAAAUAAGCCAAGGACGUCACUUCCCAGGUGUGCUUAUUUUUUAUUUUUUAUUAUUUUUUUGGUGAGCGGGUCAGAGGCAAGCUCAGGGAGUGGGUCUCCACAGAGCAGCACGGGCCUGUCAAACAGAAGGUCAUGGAGGAAACAUGUAGUGACGUCUGUGUUUGCAUCCCGACGGAAAUCCUCUGAAGGGAAACACACGUCUGAUUUCUGUGGUUUGACAAGUUUACUUUUGCCAAAAAAAACAAGAAAAAGAAAAAAAAAGAGACAAAAAUAGAAAAUUGGACCAGCUUGGGGAUGAUGAGAGGGAGGGGGUCAGCUUUAGGACAGGACCCUAAAACGAGUAGGGGAUGGUUUAAAUAAAGCCUCAUGCCUCCUCCCGACCCUCGCUGCAUCUGUGUUGGUGCGUCUCUGUGGGAAAGACACGUGUGUAUGUGAUUCUGUAGUCUGUAGUCUGGUGCUAUGUGACCAUGUUUGACAAGUGUGUUAAAAAAAUAACAGCAACAUUUAGAGAAAAAAAAAAGAGUAAAAUCAGUCGAGUUUAAGUGAAGUUAUAAAAAAAUAUAGGAAUACAGCACUGUUGAUAAGUUUGAGAUCUGAAGUCAAAAUGUUUUGAAUUAUUUUUUGUUUUUAUUUCUUGUACGUGUGUGUGCGAGUGCGUGAAUGUCCGUGUGCGUGGAAGAUUUAGCUCCUUCUUUUCUGGGCACUGGUCCAUGUCGCUCCAUUCUUUUGUACAGAUGAAGCUAAAAAAAAGAACAAAAAAAAAGAAGAGGGCAAAAUUUGUAAAAUAUUGUGUCUGUGACUCCUUGUAAAAUAUUUUCAAAUUGUUUAUUACAGAGAAUCAGUUAUUAAAUAAUGUUCAUAUUUUUCACUUCA
This is a messenger RNA of Epinephelus lanceolatus (giant grouper), 7561 nucleotides long. It is a transcript of the gene cacna2d2a, whose product is annotated as calcium channel, voltage-dependent, alpha 2/delta subunit 2a. Gene Ontology annotation, cellular component: voltage-gated calcium channel complex. The record is from RefSeq and is a predicted model, not a curated record. Gene Ontology annotation, molecular function: voltage-gated calcium channel activity. NCBI's taxonomy places the organism in Eukaryota, Metazoa, Chordata, Actinopteri, Perciformes, Serranidae.